GCUGAGGCGUGGUAGGAAGUGGUAGCCGUCAAUCACGAGGGGAGACUCCAAACAGUGAGCCUUGAGCUGGAGAACAGCGUUUACCGGCGGGGCGGCCGGUUUAGUGAAUGAAGCUAUGGCUACAGAUUCUCCCAGAAGACCCAGUCGUUGUACUGGUGGAGUUGUGGUUCGCCCCCAGGCUGUCACGGAGCAGUCCUACAUGGAAAGUGUUGUGACUUUUCUACAGGAUGUUGUACCACAGGCUUACAGUGGAACACCUCUGACAGAAGAAAAGGAGAAAAUAGUCUGGGUCAGAUUUGAAAAUGCAGAUUUAAAUGAUACAUCAAGAAAUCUGGAAUUUCAUGAAAUACACAGCACUGGGAAUGAGCCGCCUCUGCUGAUUAUGAUCGGCUACAGUGAUGGAAUGCAAGUCUGGAGCAUCCCGAUCAGUGGGGAAGCACAGGAGCUCUUUUCUGUUCGACAUGGCCCCAUUCGAGCGGCUAGAAUCUUGCCUGCUCCACAGUUUGGUACUCAAAAGUGUGACAACUUUGCUGAAAAAAGGCCCCUCCUUGGUGUUUGUAAGAGCACUGGAUCUUCUGGCACAAGUCCACCUUACUGUUGUGUAGAUCUAUAUUCACUUCGUACUGGUGAGAUGGUCAAGUCUAUUCAGUUUAAAACACCUAUCUAUGAUCUCCACUGCAACAAGCGGAUCCUCGUUGUAGUCUUGCAGGAGAAAAUUGCUGCCUUUGAUAGCUGUACUUUCACAAAAAAAUUUUUUGUCACAAGCUGCUAUCCGUGCCCAGGGCCCAACAUGAAUCCUAUUGCUCUUGGGAGCCGUUGGCUUGCUUAUGCAGAAAACAAGUUGAUUCGAUGUCAUCAGUCCCGUGGUGGAGCCUGUGGAGACAACAUUCAGUCUUAUACUGCCACAGUCAUUAGUGCUGCUAAAACAUUGAAAACUGGUCUGACAAUGGUCGGGAAAGUAGUGACUCAGCUGACAGGCACGCUGCCUUCAGGUGUGACAGAAGAUGACGUUGCCCUCCAUAGUAAUUCAAGGCGGAGUCCUCUGGUUCCAGGCAUUAUCACAGUAAUUGACACUGAAACCGUUGGAGAGGGCCAGGUGCUUGUGAGCGAAGAUUCUGACAGUGAUGGUAUCGUGGCCCACUUUCCUGCUCAUGAGAAACCAGUGUGCUGUAUGGCAUUUAAUACAAGUGGAAUGCUUCUAGUUACAACAGACACCCUUGGCCAUGACUUUCAUGUCUUCCAAAUUCUGACUCAUCCUUGGUCUUCGUCACAAAGUGCUGUCCAUCAUCUGUAUACUCUUCACAGGGGAGAAACUGAAGCCAAAGUACAAGACAUCUGCUUCAGCCAUGACUGUCGCUGGGUUGUGGUCAGUACACUCCGGGGGACUUCCCAUGUUUUCCCCAUCAACCCUUAUGGUGGCCAGCCUUGUGUUCGAACACAUAUGUCACCACGAGUUGUGAAUCGUAUGAGCCGUUUCCAGAAAAGUGCUGGGCUGGAAGAGAUAGAACAAGAACUGACGUCUAAGCAAGGAGGUCGCUGUAGCCCUGUUCCAGGUCUAUCAAGUAGCCCUUCUGGAUCACCUCUGCAUGGGAAACUAAACAGCCAAGACUCCUACAAUAAUUUUGCCAACAACAACCCUGGCAACCCUCGGCUCUCUCCUCUCCCCAGCUUGAUGGUAUUGAUGCCUCUUGCACAAAUCAAGCAACCAAUGACAUUGGGGACCAUCACCAAACGAACAGGGCCUUAUCUGUUUGGAGCGGGGUGUUUUUCCAUAAAAGCUCCAUGCAAAGUUAAACCACCUCCACAAAUUUCACCCAGCAAAUCAAUGGGCGGAGAAUUUUGCGUGGCUGCAAUGUUUGGGACGUCCAGAUCGUGGUUUGCAAAUAAUGCAGGUCUGAAAAGAGAAAAAGAUCAGUCCAAACAAGUUGUCGUUGAAUCUCUCUACAUUAUUAGCUGCUAUGGGACCUUAGUGGAGCACAUGAUGGAGCCACGACCACUCAGCACUGCCCCCAAGAUUAGUGAUGACACCCCACUGGAAGUGAUGACAUCACCUCGAGCCAGCUGGACUCUGGUUAGAACUCCUCAAUGGAAUGAAUUGCAACCACCAUUUAAUGCAAACCACCCUCUGCUCCUCGCUGCCGAUGCAGUCCAGUAUUAUCAGUUCCUGCUUGCUGGCCUGGUUCCCCCUGGAAGUCCUGGGCCCAUUACUCGGCAUGGGUCCUAUGACAGUUUAGCUUCUGACCAUAGUGGACAGGAAGAUGAAGAAUGGCUUUCUCAGGUAGAAAUUGUAACGCACACCGGACCCCACAGACGUCUGUGGAUGGGUCCACAGUUCCAGUUCAAAACCAUCCACCCCUCAGGCCAAACCACAGUCAUAUCAUCUAGUUCAUCUGUGUUGCAGUCUCAUGGUCCAAGUGAUACUCCACAGCCCCUUUUGGAUUUUGAUACAGAUGAUCUUGAUCUCAACAGUCUCAGGAUCCAGCCAGUCCGCUCUGACCCAGUCAGCAUGCCAGGGUCAUCCCGUCCAGUCUCUGAUCGAAGGGGAAUUUCCACCGUGAUUGAUGCUGCCUCAGGUGACGAAAACCCCAGGCAUACUUGUACCUUGAGUAUUCAAAGCCUAUGUGGGAUCAGUAAGAGGAUUAUGGAUGAGGAUGAAAUUAAAAGAAGGCUUAGUCGUGAACUGUGAACAGUCCCUCAGAGAGGAAAAAGGAGGAUGUUAGAAGAUGAAAUUCAAGUUAACAAUGUGGAAAAUUUUAGCUCAGCACAAUUAAGAAAAAAAAGUGCCCCACUUGAAGAUGAAGAAAUUGUAAACAGAAGUAGAAGAAGCUGUUGGGAAAGCUUUUUUCUGCUGACACAUUGCUUCUUUGAAUAAAUCUUUGUGUCAACUAAAACCUCGCCUUUGCUUUCUCUAUUGCAAGCACCAAGUCCUUGACAUGACUUUAAGUCUUUCCUAAGCAUUUUGAGAAGGAAUUGAUGGAAUUCUCCCUACUGUUGAUACACCGGGGUGCCACAUAUUUACAAGGGGCUUUUUGGCCAAAAGACCCAACUUUCCUUUUUUGUACCUUUAUUACUACAUCUUUAAUACAAGGCUGGACUGUUUAUGCAGUCUGUUGCCUGAGACUGUGGUGGCAGAGGGACAAUAUUGGGGGCAGUAUUAGAAUUUGUUUAAGUCUGAACCGGGAAUUCCAUUUGUCUUAGUGACGUUAGUGUCAAACUGUUAGUGCCACGCUAUUUUAAAUUGUGUCCAAGAGCCUGAGAGGCUUAUGCUUAUAGGUGCCAUCUAUAAACUUAGAAAGAAACAAAAGAGUCUCUUUCCAUUGAAUAUAUAAGCCCAGUGAGCAAUUAAAAAGCAGCCUGGGACCUCACCCGGGCAACUAGUCGGAACCAGAGCUCAUGAUAGUCCCCUGGAUAUUGUUGAAAACUGUCAGAGAAAAGCUAAAGCAAAUAAUCGAAGUGAAAAUAAUUGUUCCCAGGAAAAAGUCUUGUUUUGUAAAGUUGGUGUAGUGUAAAGAAUAGAGACUAGUAACUUGUGAAUCUUUGGCUCUGUUCUCAACUUUGCCUGUAAUUACCUGUUUGGGAAAUUGCUUCAAAACCCAAGACUUUUCUACCAUAAAAUGAAGGAAUUGAAGUAGAUUAUUUCCAAAGCCCCUUCCAGCUUGAGAAAUUGAUAAACUUGUACUUUGGAUCACCUUUGAAGAAUUUUUAAAAAUCAGGGUAAAAUUUAUAUGUAGCAGAAAUGUACAUAUCUUAAUCAUACAACUUGAUGAAUUUUUAUACCUAUGUAUAUCACUACUCAGAAUAAAUUAGAAUAUUUCCAUCAUUCCAGAAAUUUCCUUCAUGCCCCUUCCAGUCAAUACUACCUUUGAGCUAGAGAUGACCACUAUGAGUUUUAUCAUCAUAAAUUAGUUUUAUCUGUAUUAAACUUUAUAGAUACUUUUUUGUGUCUGGCUUCUUAAUGGUUUUGAGUUCAUCCAGGUGUUACAUGUGUUACUAGUUCCUUUUUUUACAUUGCGAUGUAGUACAAAUAUAACACAGUUUAUGUAUCCAUUGUCCUGGGAGCCUGGGUGGCUCAGUUGGUUAAGUGGC
Molecule: messenger RNA, 4086 nt
Organism: Lynx canadensis (Canada lynx)
Lineage: Eukaryota; Metazoa; Chordata; Mammalia; Carnivora; Felidae
Gene: BCAS3
Product: BCAS3 microtubule associated cell migration factor
Exons: 25
Coding region: 116-2686 (856 amino acids)
Biological process (GO): response to starvation; autophagy
Cellular component (GO): cytoplasm
Molecular function (GO): protein binding
Source: RefSeq, a predicted model, not a curated record